Paraglomus occultum is the source of this 2058-nucleotide messenger RNA. Lineage: Eukaryota; Fungi; Glomeromycota; Glomeromycetes; Paraglomerales; Paraglomeraceae. The record is from the annotation of a GenBank genome assembly.
AUGAUAUCGCGCGGAGCUCAACCGAUUACAGAACCUCCCGACUCACCAACUACUUCUAACCGUGAAUGGCUGGAAACUGGGAUCAAAGGAGGUUAUAUUCGCGAGAUUCCGUUCGGCCAAUUUGAGAAUCUUAGUUUGCUUGGCAGAGGAGGGUUCGCCAACAUAUUUAAAGCCACCUGGAAACAAGCAGGCAAGGAGGUGGCAUUGAAGUGUAGCUACGCUCUUCAUGACGACGAGCUUGCAAUUAAUGAGCUUGUCAGAGAGCUCAAAUUAAUUCGAGCCGUUGAUUACUGCGACCAUGUCGUAAAAUUUUACGGCAUCACAAAAGAUGAGAAAAAGGGCAGAUAUUAUAUUGUAUUGCAAUAUGCUUCUGGUGGGACGCUUAGAGAAUAUCUCUCUCAGAAUUUUGAUACCUUGACUUGGCAAACGAAAAUAAGGUUAGCCAAGGAGAUUACCAUGGCUUUGGUCUCUAUUCAUGGUGCAGGAAUAUUGCAUCGAGAUUUGCAUUCCAAAAAUGUGUUGCUACAUAACGACAAAAUCAUUGUGGCAGACUACGGACUGGCCAAAAUAGCCGAAGAAACUUCAAGCUCGAUACAAGGAGGAAUGGUGGCUUAUGCUGAUCCCUCUUGGUUGGAGAAUAAUUCAUUUAGUCGCACUCGGGCAUCAGACAUAUAUAGUCUGGGUGUUUUGAUGUGGGAACUUUCAAGUGGGCGCCAGCCCAAUUUAAACACCAGAUCGGCUCAUGAACUUAUGAAUAAGCUCAUAAAGGGCGAACGUGAAUUGCCAUUAAAAGGCACGCCAAUGGCAUAUGCGCAUCUCUUCCAAGAGUGCUGGCAGAUCAAUCCAACAAAACGUCCAUCCGCAGCAGAGGUGCUACAAGCAUUGAUCGAACUUGAACCUGUCAUCGAUAGCGUUAAUAAAUACGCUAUUCUGAAAGUUGAUGAUGACUUGCUGGAAAUCCCUGGGCCGCUUGUGAGGAAACCAAGUCAGAGGCAUUUUAGCUCUGAUGAACGGCAUUCAACUGAUUCUUCCGAUUCAUCAUCACAACCAGAUUCAGAGUCCGCAGAAAACAUCCCCAUUGUCUAUAGUUGUGAUAAAACACUCGAAGUGUAUUCGAGCCAGUUCCGUGACAAUACAGCAGUGGGCCGUUGUCGUGCUGGUCUUCAUGCCGGAUUUGGGGAUGCCUCCGGCUUACGCUACCACCUCGAUCAGAACGAAGAUGUCGAUGGCAACUAUCGAUUUAACGGUCAAUUUUGUCCUCUUGUAAUUUUAACCGCAAGAUUCUGCCCGUCUCGGCGAAUCUUGGAUGUCUUAAAGGUGAUCAAACAUUAUAAUGGGGUUAUAGCAAUACAAGACGAAAAGAACAAUACAGCUCUACAUUGGCUAGCGGAAAAUAGCAGUCUAGUGAGGAGUUCAGCUAGUGCCAGGAAUUCCACCAACACGCAAGACUAUAUGAAGCUGGCUAUUGAAUGGCUAAUAGCGGAGGGCAUUGAUGUAAAUGCCCAGAAUAAGCAUGGACGCACUGCGCUCUCCUGGUUUGUGGAAAAGGAGAUCCCCCAAGCUGUUGAUGCAUUGCUUCGGUUUGGCGCAGACCCUAAUAUUCCUGAUCUAUUGGGGUAUACACCCCUGCACCGUAUACUCAAUUUCGAGUAUAGACAAUAUCAUGUCGAAAACCUGGAAAUCGUUACGACGUUACUGUCGAACAAGGCUAAUCCUAAUUUAGCCACCAGACGUGAUUCCGGGAUGUAUUAUCCGAACUGCUUGUUUAUCGCUGUUCAUAGGAAUUGGCCGCAGGAGAUAUUACAAGCGCUAAUGGAUCGGAAUGCCAACCCACAGGCACACACAUCUGAAGGUCUUGGUUUAUAUGCAUAUGCACAAAAGAGACGCAAUAGUGAUACGGAUGGCAUGGAAGACACGAAUGGCAUGGAAGACACGAAUGGCAUGGAAGACACAAAUAGCAUGGAAGACACGACUGGCAUGGAAGGCAUGGAAGACAUGGAUGACGCAGAUGAUACGGAUGACACGGGUGCCAGAAUAUCUAUGCGGAGCAAGACAUAA